AUGAAGCGGCCCCUGAGCCCAGCCCCUUCAGGUGAGAAGGGUCUUCCUGCUCCUGGGGGGACUGAAUGUCCCCCUCAGCCCCCAGAGCCCUCUCGGCCCAAGAGGGAGAGGAAGCGACCAUCAUAUACACUCUGUGAUGUCUGCAACAUCCAGCUCAACUCUGCAGCCCAAGCUCAGGUGCAUUGUGGGGGUCGUGCCCACCAGAGACGCCUCCGACAGCUCAGCUCAGGGAAGACCCCUUCGGGGCCAGCUGGCCCUGCCUCCAGCUCCCCCAACCCUCUGCUGGCCUCGCUGCCCCUGCCUGCUCGGCCUCUGCAACCCCCACUGGACAUCAAGCAUUUCCUGACGUUCCACUUCAAUGGCGCAGCCCCACUCAGCCUUUUCCCCAACUUCAGCACGAUGGACCCAGUCCAGAAAGCAGUAAUCAGUCACACUUUUGGAGUCCCCUCCCCUAUAAAGAAGAAGCUGUUUAUCUCCUGUAACAUCUGCCACUUGAGGUUCAACUCUUCGAACCAAGCUGAAGCUCACUACAAAGGUCACAAACAUGCCAGAAAGCUCAAGGCUGUAGAGGCUGCCAAGAGUAAGCAGAGGACCCAUACUCCAGGCCGGGAUAGAGCCACUGGUCCAGUCACUACACCUCCUGACAGCAGAGCUCCUGGAGAACCCCAGAACAAGGCUCCCUUGGCAGCCUCUCCUGGAUCUCCUUUAGUUCUGCUGAAGACAUUGGACCCCACUCCCAGGGAGCCAGCUAGCCUGGACCUCUCCGAUGCUGCUUCUUCUUCUUCGUCCUCUUCUCCUUCCUGUUCCCCCUCAUCCCCAGGGCCAGGGGCUGAAAUGCCUGGUACUAGAAUGGGGGCAGGAGCAGGAAGCAGCGUGGGUUCGGACAACAGGAAUGAGAAGGGCCCUCUCUACUGCCCUACCUGUAAGGUCACUGUCAACUCAGCCUCACAGCUCCAAGCCCAUAAUACAGGAGCGAAACACAAGUGGAUGGUAGAUGGCCAUCGAGGGGCUCCUCGAAGGGGCAGGGGUCGAAUUAUGCCUCGGGGAGGGGCUGGGCACAAAGCCAAGCGUGUGGCAGGGGCCCCAGGUGGCAAGCCGGGGCCCAGCCCUUCUUUCCACUGUGCCCUCUGUCAGCUCCACGUCAACUCUGAAACCCAACUCAAGCAGCACAUGAGUAGCCGAAGACACAAAGACAGGCUGGCAGGGAAACCCCUGAAGGCUAAGGUCAGUCAGCAUAGCAAGCUACAGAAACAUGGGGCGCUGGCUGUGAGUAUCCUCAAGUCUAAGCUGGCCUUACAGAAGCAACUUACCAAGACCCUGGCAGCCCGAUUCCUGCCCGGUCCCCUCCCCACUGCUGCGGUAUGCACCCUGCCAGGGCCCUUGGCUCUUCGGCCAGCCCCAGCUGCCGCUACCACCCUCUUCCCAGCCCCGAUGCUGGGGCCUGCCCUGUUCCGCUCACCAGCCGCAGCUGUCCGCCCAGCCACUGGGCCCAUUGUCUUUGCUCCAUACUAAUCCUCCCUGGGGGAGGCCAAAGCUGACUCCCCAGCAGUCCCGCUUCCUGGCUCCUGUCCAGCUCGCCCUUGCCAUGGAGCAAUGUCUCUUUACAACUGGUAGUCUGGGAUGGGGGAGAAGACGAAGCCCAUGUCUAGGGUUAGCAUCAUCUUCUCUCUCGAAAGGAGCCGGACUAGGUGGCCUCUAAGGUCUCUUCCAAGUCUAAUCUGACCUUAUGCAGAAUACUUCCAGUUCACACAAGGUAACCAGCCCCUGCUGUGGUUGGGGUGAGGAACCAGGUGUCUCUAUCAAUCAUCCAUUCCCUAACCAUCUGGUGCCAUCCCUGGAGCCUGAAAUUAAGGCGGCCCUAUAAGUCUACAGCCAAGGUCUCCCCAGCCCCAGGGACUAACAGACUCCCAACAAUCUAUGCAAAAUCCCCAAAGCCAGCUCCAAGUAGUCUCACUUUUCAAGGGAAAUAGGAGGAAAGCAAAUCUGGUUACUACUCAUCCCAGUCCCUGCCAUGUGGGUGACUGGAGGGCUCCCCACCCCUCAGUUCUCAUGUUUCUCCAGGGCCCAAGGGGAAGGGACAAGUUUACGACCAUUAGCCCCUUAUUUUGGGGGUAUCUUCCACUAAAGGGGCCUCCCCUCCCCAGGCAUAUAAUUCUUUGGGGGACCACAGAAAGGGCAUGUUGGGGGUGUGGGAAGGGAAUAAGAUGGUGCCGGGUUAGUGUUCACCUUAGGGUAAUGUUGCUGUGGAAGAGUACUAUCAUUAGGAAAAAGGAGAGGGACAUUUCCAAGUCUGGGCAGUGCCGAGUUGAGACUGCUUCAGUCUCGGAAGGAUGUUCAUGAGAUGAGGGUGAUGAGGGUGAUGAGGAGGAGUGGGCUAUUGGUGGGAAUGGUGGUCCAUUCCAGAGAUUUGCUAUGAGAAAAAUUCAGUCUGUGGCAGCCAGGCAAGUUCCAAUCCCAGACUUAGCCCUUUGCCAGAGCCCUACUCUGCUGUCUUCCAGAAUGCAUGCCUGGCCCAUGUCUGAGCCUCCUUAACACCUUUUGCCCUGCCCGAAUCUUUUAAACCUUAUGGAAAAUAACAGGCAUUCUCCCCUUCUUCUCCCCCCACCCCAUUCUAUUCCAGUGCACUUUAGCUCCCUCCCCUCCCCGAAAAGUCAUUCCUUUUCCUUCACAUCCCAGACCCCAGCACUUUCCAAACCUACGUAGACAGUAAAAUUGGAGUAGUGGGACCCAGUCUGAUCCCAAAUUUCUAAGAAUUGUUUUCAAAAUAACCCCCGAGCCACCUCCUA
Gracilinanus agilis (Agile Gracile Mouse Opossum) is the source of this 2786-nucleotide messenger RNA. It is a transcript of the gene ZNF385C, whose product is annotated as zinc finger protein 385C. The transcript is spliced from 9 exons. The record is from RefSeq and is a predicted model, not a curated record. The coding region runs from base 1 to 1512 and encodes 503 amino acids. Gene Ontology annotation, molecular function: nucleic acid binding; zinc ion binding. Gene Ontology annotation, cellular component: nucleus. NCBI's taxonomy places the organism in Eukaryota, Metazoa, Chordata, Mammalia, Didelphimorphia, Didelphidae.